Molecule: messenger RNA, 6753 nt
Organism: Schistosoma curassoni
Lineage: Eukaryota; Metazoa; Platyhelminthes; Trematoda; Strigeidida; Schistosomatidae
Source: the annotation of a GenBank genome assembly
UAACAAACAUAGCGCACUUUACAAAAACUGAUAUAUUGGGAUGUAUCAAUUUCAAGAAUAGUUACGGAAUUAGCCGCAAAGUUAUUCAAAUGAAGCUGUCUGGAUCUAAUAUUGCUUCAGCUACUGAUAUUCGUCACUCUUCACGUGUGAAUUAUAGUCCGGGUACAGGUGAAUACAUUGGUUUAACAAAGCAAUGGGUUAACCAUGUUCCUCUUCAUAAGUCACGAAAUAUAAAUUCUGGAACUGGCCUCAUUCAGAUCUACGACGAGGUGCCUCAAAAAGGAGAGCCGAAUUAUGGCAAUUAUCUUCCGAGUAAAGCAGUCCAAGGCAAAAAUAUUGUACAUACAAAUACCCAUCAGAAUGUUCAUGGAAAAUUCAAAAGUACUUCUCAUGAACAAGUUAAUUCACAAUUACCAAUAAAAACAAAACAUUCACAUACAAAAAAUCAUCGAAAUAUUAAAAAUAAUGAAAAUAAUUAUCAAUGGGUUAUUAAUCCAAUUCAUAAGAAAUCACAACAUGAACUAGAUCAAAUUCCAAUAAUCAAUAAUAAUAAUAUCAGUUAUCAUGAUUAUUCUUUAAAUCGAUUAAAUAUUGAAAAGCAUAAAUCUCGAUCAAAAUCAAAAGUUUUAGAGAAAAGUGAAACAUUAGACAUGGAAACUAGUAAGGAUAUAUUUACUAGAUCAGUUUCUGCGCAUCCAAUUCUAAUGAAUACACCACAAUUACCACCAAAAAUUUAUAAAAGUGUACGAACAAAGUAUUACCAGCCGGAUGCUUAUCAAACGAUUACUAAUCAAUCGAAAUUAUCACUUGUCAAUUCAAGGGAACAUACUUCACCUUUGUACAGUUCAAAUAAUCCCAUAAUUUCAAACAAAAUAUCUUCACAAAUGGAAGUCAAUCAAAUUGAUCACAUUUCGUCUAUCAGUAAUUCUCAUUCAUACGGUAAAGAUAUAAGUUUAAUCAAUGAUACAAAUCGUAAUAAUUCCGAUCAAACUAUUUCACAUUAUUGCGCUCGUCGUAAACAUUGUCGCGUAAGAAAACACAAGGCAUUGGAUGGUAAUGAUAAACGAAAUUUCGACGUAAAAUCAAUGAAAAGUUCUACAUCCGAUAAAACACAUAGUAAUAAACUACGUAACGAUACAACUUCUAAUACAUCAUCCGGCUUUAGCAGUCAUAAUCUUAAUUCUAUUGGAGUUAAUUCAACUGAUAACUUAAACUCAGUUUAUGACAUUUCUAUAAAUCAAACAAUUAAUUCACAUGAAAAUAUUAAUUUUGAGGACAAACAAUCGGGAUAUUAUAAUACGGCUAGAAAUUUAAAUGAAAUGAAAAAGUUAAAAAUAAAUAGUCAGAAAUUUCCUACUCUAUCAAAUCAAAUGGAUAGUAUACCACAAAAUAUCAAUAUGUCAGGAACAUCAUCUAAAAUUAAAUAUCCAAUUUCAAAUGUAACUAUAAAAAAGUCACCUACUGAUAUUCAAUUAUCUAAUCCAUACACCAAAGAGAGAUUAAAUGAACAUCAAUCCAGAUCACAAUAUCCUAUUCAAAUAUAUUUUGAAAAUAACAAUACUACAAAUAAGAAUAGUGUUAUUCAUCAUAUUAAACAUGACAGAAAUGAGAAUGUAGAUAAUUUAUUGAAUAAUGAUUAUGGAUGUGUGGAUAUAUUACCUGGUACAAAUAGAAAAGCUUUACGACGAUCAAAUAGCUCCAGUAAUGCUUUAACGUUUCAUCCGCAACAGUUUACUGUCAAUAGAGUUAACAAUGAACAUGAUGAUUAUUGUUUUACAGGUACAUUACUAACAAAACAUUCACAAAUUCCACCAUUAGCAUUUAAACAGGGAACUAAUAAUAAUGAGAUUAUCACUAAAACCAAUCAUAAUAACAUUGUCAUUAAUAACGAUCAUAAUUUUAGUAAUGAUGGUGGAGUUGAUACAAAAGCAUUUUAUUCAAAAUUAGAUAUUCAUCGAUUGAGAAAUAAUGCUCUAUCACCAACCAAACAAUAUCCAUUGAAUCAAUCAAAUUUUCUUGUACAUCCAACCAUAAAUCAACAGUUUAUUGAUCCAUUUCAAUCGAAAAAAAUGAUUAAUACUGUAAUUAAUGAAAAUACAUUCUGUUUAUUAAAUGCUGAAGAGUUUCGUAAUGAACUUGCAAAAAUUGUAACACCAGGUGAUCCAAGAGCUGAUUUACAUGAAAUAUGUCGAAUCGGCAAAGGCAGUACUGGUGUUGUUUAUUUAAUGCGUCAUUCACCUACUAAACAGUAUGUUGCUGUCAAAAAAAUGAAUAUAUUUAAACAACAAAGGCGUGAAUUACUUUUUAAUGAAGUAAUUAUUAUGCAAAGUUACCCGCAUCCAAAUAUUGUUGAAAUGUUUGGGUCCUAUUUAAUUGGCAAUGAAUUAUGGGUAGCUAUGGAAUAUUUAGAAGGUGGUGCACUAACCAAUAUUGUUACACGAACAUUAAUGUCAGAGAAACAAAUAGCCACCAUCUGUCGUGACGUACUUCGAGCGUUGGCGUUUCUGCAUGACCAUGGUAUCAUUCAUAGAGAUAUCAAAUCCGAUUCUAUUUUAUUGUCAAUCAAUGGACGUGUAAAGCUGUCAGAUUUUGGAUUUUGUGCAAGAGUAAGUUAUAAUAUAAAAGUAUGUAAAUAUGUUGUUUUCAUAUAACUUCUAAAUGCACAAUUUAGGUGUUUAUUUUAUAAUGUUGGAAAACGUUUCCUUUUUACUCCAAUGGAUUUCAAUAUUAUCAUCCGCUUCUUAUCGUGAACAACAAGUCUUUUGACCUUUAUGUGACCAUAUCAAAUCUCAUUUUUAUAUUUAUGCUGAAAUUAACAAGUGUUUUUAUUAUUUUACAUGAGCUAUCCAAAAAAUUACAACUAUUAUCAAAAUCUUUCAAUUAUAACUAAUUUGAAUUGUCCUUACAAAUUAAUCCUACAAAAGGUCAGUAGCGGCCUGAACAACUCAGUUGUGUCGUCUCUGACUUUGAAGCUGGGUUACGCAGGAUCAAAUACCCAACGGAGCAUGAUUUCCCUACAGUUUUCAGGUAAAACUCGCUAGCGAUUACCAAAUAGCAAGAAACAUAGGUCCAGGAUAUCCAGUCAGUUACGUCCAACCACUACGUAGGUUGGUUUGUGAAUGUAGAGUUCGAGUUUUAAUAAACGAUCAAAAGAAUGUAUUAAUUGACUAACCCGAUUUUGUGUAAACACUUUCUGAUGGAAACCAAAUUGUAACACUAUCGUAGAAUAAAAUCAUAAGUAUUCAUUCAUCCAACAGUUAAAUCUCGAAUAGGUGUAAUAUAUCAUGCAAAAAAACAAUGUCGUUUUUAUUUCACUGCUGUACUGAGAAUUUAGAAUCGUUGUAUUUUAUUAAGCAAUGAAGCAAUUGUAAAAUGUUCAUAGGUUAAAUCAUGAAUUAAUCUUUACUAGCACACCAUUGAGAGCCAAAGAUAAUGGACGGUUAUUUCGUCCUAAUGUAACCUUCCUUAGCAAUCCAAUUAUGUAUGUAUUACGGCAAAAUUUACUUAGUCCACUUCAACUAAUCUUUCGUUGUUAUACCAGGUGAAUCAAGUAGGGUGAGCAGAAUUUUUCUAAUAUUUAUGAAUAAACGUUUUGAACCAUGUUUUUGUGUAAAACAAAAUGUUGCGCCCCAGUUGACUGCUUUUAAUUCAAUAAAACACAUCUUAGAAGCCACCCAACCUUUUACAACCGUAAGAAAUACCAUAUUGUUGUAUUUAUGCAAUGUUUGCAAUUUUUCCCAUGUUUAUGUUUAGCUGAUACCGGUAAAUAGCUCUGACCGGCUUCUAAGUAUCUGUUUAUUUUGUAUUUAUAUCAAGAUCUCUCCUGAUCAUCCUCGAAGGCGUAGUCUUGUAGGAACGCCGUAUUGGAUGUCCCCUGAGGUGAUCAGUCGCUUACCUUAUAGCACAUCUGUUGAUGUAUGGUCAAUGGGUGUCUUACUAAUUGAAAUGGUUGACGGCGAACCAACAUUUUUUAACGAACCACCAUUACGAGCAAUGAGAAAUAUUCAAAGAGAUGCUAUUCCCCAUUUAAUGUAUCCUCACAAGGUAUGAAUGGUUUAUGUUUGGCAUUCGGUGCAUAUUUUGAAACUAUUACUGUUUGUUUGUAUCUAUUUAUUACUUACUAUUUGAUUAUUGACCAGUUUACUUAAUAACGAAAAAAAAACAAAAUAAUAUUAUCCUUCACUUGCUCGGGUCAUAAAGCUUUAUUUAAUUCCAAAAUCUUUUUGCAACACAUAGAAGCAUGAAAAAAAGAACUACUUCUCUACUCAACUGUUUAAAUUUAGAACUUCACAUUAUUGCUUAUUCUGGACCGAACACCGUUACAACUAUUACGGAAUAAGGACAUUUUGCGAUGGUGAUUAUCAAUCAAUAUGUUGAAGUACAUUGAUUCAUAUUUUAGCAUGUCCGCUUACCUGGAAUAUAAAGUAGUUCAUAUUGUAUUUUAGUAAUAUGCGAUUCCUAUACAAUCAACAUAGUCAACUAACGAAUCCAUCAUAACUAACUAGCUGAAAAGUUGAGAAAUACAUCCCAACUCUUACCAACGACAAGCACACCAUUGACGUAAUAUCAAAUAAUAUCAAAUUAUGCUAUACUUACAUUGAAUUUAUUAAACUCAACAUAUCUAUAAACGUUCGGUAAUUUUUACUAAUGAAUUAACGAAACAAAUUUAUGCUCGAAUCAUUCCUUUCCAUUUUGUAUCAUCUUUGGUCAUGCCCAUCCAUCUUGCAUAAAUGAUUAUGCUCCUUUUUAUAAUUAUUCUUUUAUUACAUAUAUCUCAUAAUAUAUACAAGAGAUUGUGAAAAAAUAAAUGAACACUUGAAAACUAGGUUUUAAAAGCCUUCUUGUUAAAUCGUGAUAAAAUACUUGUAUGCAUAUUGUGACUGCGGGACACAUCUGUACUUGGUACUUCAUUGUAGUACAACUACUGAUACAGAUUAAAUCAUCUAGGAAACUCAAUUCAUUUCUCGGAUUAAUGUUAGUUCGUGAUCCGUUCAGAAGGGCAACAGCUGCUCAACUUUUACUACAUCCAUUUCUAUUAUUAGCCGGUUCCAGUGAUUGUCUUCUACCAUUAUUAUAUCAGUCGAAUAUUGUCUCAUGAGAUUAGAGAUAAUGUAUGUGAACUCAGUUGAAAACAUUUGGAUACAACGCAAUAAUUAAAUCAAUAUAGCUCCUUCUCAACCAAAUGAUGACUUUACAUGAAUCGAUAACAAGGAAUAAAAUCCUAAUUUUCCUUUUCUUUUUUCCAUCAAUGUAAAAUUAACACACACUAUACUCAUUCUACAAUGAUGAGCAUACACAAAGUAAAUAAAAUGUAAAUUAAAAUUUGUUUAUUUUUGUAAACCAAUUUCUAUAUUCUUUCAAUUAUGAGUUCACAUAUUGUCACUUUCACAAUUUCUCCUAAAUAAAAUAUAAUUAUCAAUGUCAAAUUAUAAAGAAUCUGUGUUUGUCUUAUUUCUAUCUUUUUAAAUGUAAAUGACACAGUUAUCUCAGAUGAACAAAAGAUUUUGUACAAAAUAUGCACACUGUAAUAGAUUACAUUGUAUUAACAAAUAAACUUGACAUUUUUAUGUGAUAUUAACAAUUAACUAUUGUCUAACAAUAAUUUACUUUCUCUUUUUAAAAGAAACAUAAUAAUAAAAGAAGAAUUAAAAACGUGUUCACAAUGUUCAUCAGUCUUUCAUGAUAUUUAAUGGUUUGGUUAUUUUGUUUCUUUUAUAUAGAGUUUAUCAUUUCUUACACACAUAUACACACACAUCUAUUAUGUUUAUCUCUCCGUUCACGUAAUACAUAAUUGCAACAUAGAAAGAAUUUUGAAUUUAUUUUGAAAGAGAAUGUUUUUUUCCGUUUCUUCAUUGUUUCUAUGUGUGUCAAUUAGCUGUGGAAAUUUGACCGAUGAAAUAACUUUAUCACAAUCAUUUUAUUUUGCUCGUUUUAGUUUACGGUUAAGUGUUCGUAUGAUUUUUCAAACCGUCUAAAAGAAAGAAAGAAUGAUUUGCUACAUUUUUGUAUAAAAUUUAUAUCACCAUCAUAAAUACAUACACAAUAUUUUUUUGUUAUUGUACAUAGUUACUAUGCAUAGUUUAUUAUGUUCAGAUUGUUGUCUAAAAUCAUUUUACUCUUUUAUGUGUUGUUUUGUUUAUCUCUUUUUUUUCUUUCUCAAAUUUUGUUUUUCUUCUGAAAUACUUCCUUUUUAAUUAGGGCACUUUGAAUAUGUAAGUUAUGAUGUGAUAAAAUGAAAAUGAAAAGUCUAUUUAAUUUACUUUAUAAAAACGAAUUCAGAUUUUCUUAUUUUUCAAUACCAUAAAAGUAGACUUAUCAUAAAGUUUACUGAAGUGUUAACUGUCAUCUCUUAAAAUCUAAAUAGAAAAGUCUAAUGGUGUUGAAAAUAUACUUGUCCACUCAGCAUUCUUAUUAAAUUUAUAUUUUGAUUUGAUUGAUAAGAUUUACGAAAAGUUAUUUAUUUUCGAAUAUUUUCUACAAUUUUUCAAAAUUGUACAGUCAACUAGUGUCCUCCAGUUAACUAUUAACUUCAUAUACUUUGGCUUGAAAUAGAACUUUAUUGUAUUACCAGAUUCUUGUUUAUUCAUGAAUUUCACUAUGGAAAACGUUUGAAGGUUAGUUAGAAAGCCGAAUACAUUAAUUAUUUACUCCUUAACACAGAGCUUCGUGAACGACGAUAAAAAUGUGUAUGUAUGGGACGCCCAACAUAAAAUUAAACAGACUUGACGAUAUGGAAAUUUAUUUCAUGCGUCC